AUGGUUUCGUCUUUGGCCAAGAAAAUCCUUGGAGCAGGGUAUUCUUUGGAUGAAAAUGGAAGGGCAACUCCGUACUUGCUAGUGUAUGGUACUGAAGCAGUCAUACCUGCUGAGGUUGAAAUACCAUCAUUGAGAAUCAUUCAAGAAGCAGAAUUAGACAAUGCAGAAUGGGUCUGGACUCAAUAUGAGCAGUUAGCUCUGAUUGAUGAAAAGAGGAUGGUUGUCAUAUGUCACCGCCAACUAUACCAACAAAGGAUGGCGCAUGCCUUCAAUAAACGAGUCAGAGCUCGACUUUUUCAGAUAGGGCAAAUGGUACUCAAGAGAGUGUUCCCACAUCAAGACGAGUCUAAAGGAAAGUUCUCUCCCAACUGGAAAGGACCAUUUAUAGUCUACAAGGUACUCUCUGGAGGAGCAGUACUGCUAGCAGAAAUGGACGGGCAAGAGUGGCCCAAACCAAUCAACUCAGACGCAAUCAAGUGA
This is a messenger RNA of Lycium ferocissimum, 480 nucleotides long. RefSeq lists its product as uncharacterized. NCBI's taxonomy places the organism in Eukaryota, Viridiplantae, Streptophyta, Magnoliopsida, Solanales, Solanaceae. Bases 1 to 480 code for a protein of 159 amino acids. The transcript has 2 exons. The record is from RefSeq and is a predicted model, not a curated record.